Messenger RNA from Ochlerotatus camptorhynchus, 4186 nucleotides. RefSeq names its product xanthine dehydrogenase-like. The coding region runs from base 63 to 4103 and encodes 1346 amino acids. Lineage: Eukaryota; Metazoa; Arthropoda; Insecta; Diptera; Culicidae. The transcript has 6 exons. Gene Ontology annotation, molecular function: 2 iron, 2 sulfur cluster binding; FAD binding; xanthine dehydrogenase activity. The record is from RefSeq and is a predicted model, not a curated record.
AUGAGGUGUUGAGUUGAGAUACGUGUUUAUCAGCAAUUUUUUAUAGCUUAUUUGAAUUGAUAAUGUCUCUGGAGAAGAAAACUAACGAUAGUCUAGCAGCGUUUGAGCAUCGCCAACCGCUGGUAUUUUUCGUCAAUGGAAAGAAGGUUACUGAAGCUAGUCCCGAUCCGCGAUGUACCCUUCUCAUGUAUCUACGAGAAAAGCUGCGUCUCUGUGGAACCAAGCUGGGAUGCGCCGAAGGUGGAUGUGGUGCAUGCACUGUGAUGAUAUCCAAGAUUGAUCGCUCCACCGGUCGAGUUCAUAACUUGGCGAUCAACGCGUGUCUCAUGCCGGUAUGUGCCGUUCAUGGAAUGGCCGUUACCACAGUGGAAGGAAUCGGAAGUACACGGACUCGUCUCCACCCAGUUCAGGAACGCAUUGCAAAGGCUCACGGUUCACAGUGUGGAUUCUGUACGCCAGGUAUGGUUAUGACGAUGUAUGCGUUGCUAAGAAGUUCGCCAGUGCCUUCGAUGAAGGAGCUGGAUGCGGCCUUCCAGGGAAAUCUAUGUCGCUGCACCGGAUACAGACCGAUUGUGGAGGGAUAUAAGACAUUCACUAAAGAAUUUGGAGUUUGCGCUAUGGGUGAAAAAUGUUGCAAGAACCAAGCGGGAAAAUCGAAUGACUGUGGAAUAGAAGUUCACGAUAAACUGUUCCAAAUCAGUGAAUUCAUGCCAUUUGACCCAUCUCAAGAACCAAUAUUUCCUCCAGAGUUGAAACUCUCCGGAUCACUAGACGUUGAAUCGCUAGUCUUUCAAUCAUCUAAUAUCAGUUGGUACCGACCUGCCAAUCUAGAGCAUUUGCUAGCUCUCAAGAAGCGUCAUCCUGAAACGAAGAUCGUCGUCGGCAAUACAGAGGUCGGUGUUGAAGUGAAGUUCAAGCAGUCCGAAUAUCCAGUGCUGGCGUACGUAGCGCAGAUCAAAGAAUUAUGCUCUGUUGAGAAGAGUGAUGGAGGAUUGAAGAUAGGCUCGUCUGUGACUCUUUCGGAAAUUGAUCGAAUUCUGAAGGAAGAGAUCGACACAAGUCCCGAGCACGAAACGAGAUUGUACAAAGCCAUCGUCGAAAUGCUGCACUGGUUUGCCGGUAUGCAAAUUAGGAAUGUGGCGUCUGCUGGUGGAAACAUCAUGACUAGUAGCCCGAUUUCGGAUUUGAAUCCGAUCUUCGCUGCUGCGGGUGUCGAACUAGAAGUUACUAGCCUCGAUGGUGGUAGUCGCAAAGUACGCAUGGGAGAUGGCUUCUUUACUGGAUAUCGUAGAAACGCCAUACGUCCGGACGAAGUACUCGUAUCGCUUUUCAUUCCGAAAACCAUCGAGAAUCAGCAUUUCAUAGCCUACAAACAGGCGAAACGGCGGGAGGACGACGUCGCCAUCGUUAAUGGAGUGUUCAACAUAACCUUCAAACUGGGAACUGACAUCGUUGAACAGGCUCAUCUGGCCUUUGGUGGAAUGGCUCCUACUACUGUAUUGGCCAAGAAAACUAGCCUCGCAAUGGUCGGCAAGAAGUGGGAUAGCAAGCUCGUCGAACUGGUCAAUGAACUGUUAGUGCAAGAGCUUCCUCUGAGUCCCAGUGCCCCAGGUGGAAUGAUCCUCUACCGUAGAUCAUUGACGCUCGGCUUGUUUUUCAAGGCCUAUUUGUUCAUCAGUGAUUCGCUCUCACGCACUGUCGUGAGUCAUGAACCUGUUCAAGAUCGGGAGCGAAGCGGCGCCGAAACCUUCCACUCCAUGCUACCGAAAAGUGCUCAACUUUUCGAAAAGGUCUCCUCAGAUCAAGCAACUACCGACCCGAUCAGAAGACCCCAAGUCCACGCUUCGGCUUACAAGCAAGCUACUGGCGAGGCGGUUUUUUGUGACGAUAUACCCAAGUACAGCGAUGAAUUAUAUCUUGCCCUGGUAACCAGUACGAAGUCUCACGCUAAGAUACUCUCCAUAGACGCAACGGAAGCACUCGAGAUGAAAGGAGUCCAUCGAUUCUUUUCCGCAGCAGAUCUUGCCGAUGAUCAGAAUCAGUUUGGACCUGUAGUUUGUGAUGAAUUUGUUUUCUGGAAAGACUUGGUCACUAGCCAAGGUCUUAUUAUUGGUGCAGUAGUAGCCGACGAUCAAACCAUUGCUCAGAGAGCAGCCCGCAAGGUCAAGGUAGUGUACGAAGAACUGUCUCCGAUCAUCGUAACGCUGGAAGAUGCCAUCAAAAAAGAAUCUUUCUUCCCUGGUUAUCCGAAGUGCAUGACCAAGGGUGACGUCGAUAACGGCUUCAAACAAGCACACCGAGUUAUAGAAGGAGACUGUAGAUUGGGAGGGCAGGAACACUUCUAUAUGGAAAUGCACACUUGCCUAGCUGUGCCGAGGGACUCGGAUGAGAUCGAACUGUUCACCGCCACUCAACAUCCCAGUGCGAUUCAGGGGUUCGUGGCACGUGCUUUGAACAUUCCUUCGUGUAAGGUCUUCUCGCGUGCGAAGCGAUUGGGCGGAGGUUUUGGAGGGAAGGAGUAUCGUUCACUAUUGCUGGCUGUUCCAGUAGCUCUGGCGGCUUACAAACUACGUCGACCUGUACGAUGCGUGCUGGAUCGUGAUGAGGAUAUGGCCAUAACUGGUACUCGCCAUCCUUUCUAUAUUACGUAUAAAGUUGGGGUUGACGAAGUCGGACGAUUGCUAGCUGCAGAUUUCAAAGCCUACAACAAUGCCGGUUGUUCCAUGGAUUUGUCGUUUUCGGUUUUGGAUCGAGCCAUGUUCCACAUCACCAACGCUUACGACAUACCGAAUCUUCGGGUACAAGGUUGGGUCUGCAAGACGAAUCUACCAUCGAACACCGCAUUCCGAGGCUUCGGUACUCCUCAAGCUAUGUUGGCCACUGAAACGAUGAUGCAUCAUGUAGCCAGAACUCUGAAUCGAGACUACGUAGAGUUGGCUGAAUUGAACAUGUGUAAUAGCGGAUAUAUAACGCAUUACAAACAGCAGAUUGAGAAUUGCAACAUUCAAAAAUGCUGGAGAGAGGUGACCGAAUCUUCCGAUUUCAAAGCUCGUCGAGUCAAUGUUGUGCGAUUCAACGAGCAGAACCGCUGGCGUAAACGUGGUAUCAGCCUGGUUCCCACAAUGUAUUCGAUAGGAUUUGACACUAUUCACAUGAACCAAUCGGGUGCCCUCGUCCACGUGUAUCAAGAUGGAACGGUAUUAUUGUCCCAUGGAGGCGUUGAGAUGGGUCAAGGCUUGCACACUAAAAUGAUUCAGAUAGCCGCUACGGUCCUUAAGGUACCGUUUGAUCUAAUCCAUAUAUCCGAAACGUCGACGGAUAAGGUUCCGAACACCCCUCCUACGGCGGCAAGUCUGGGAUCGGAUCUCAACGGUAUGGCCGUACUGAAUGCUUGCCAGAUCAUCGAUGACCGUUUAAAGCCAUACAAAGAGGAAUUCCCCGACAAGGACUGGAAAUUCUGGAUCACCAAGGCGUAUUUCGAUCGAGUGUCUCUGUCCGCUACAGGGUUCUAUUCUACUCCCGGCGUACACUAUGAUUGUCUAACGAGAACCGGGAAGCCAUUCAACUACUUCGUAUACGGAGCUGCAUGUUCCGAGGUAGAAAUCGACUGCCUUACCGGUGAUCAUCAAGUGAUUCGCACGGACAUCGUAAUGGACAUUGGUUCUAGUAUUAAUCCGGCUAUCGAUAUUGGACAAAUUGAGGGCGCCUUUUUGCAAGGUUAUGGCCUUUAUACGCUAGAAGAAAUGGUGUACUCUCCGGAUGGGACGCUGAUUUCACGAGGUCCGGGCAGCUACAAGAUUCCCAGUUUCGGGGACAUCCCCGGUGAGUUCAAUGUUUCGUUGUUGACGGGAGCACCGAAUCCGAGAGCCGUUUAUUCAUCGAAAGCCGUAGGAGAACCACCGCUGUUUUCGGCAUCCUCCAUAUUCUUUGCCAUCCGGGAAGCCAUCGCGGCUGCACGGAAAGAGGAAAACUUGGACAACGAUUUCAAUUUGGUCUCACCGGCUACCGCCGCAAGGAUUCGGAUGGCUUGCCAGGAUGGCAUUACCAGCAGGUUUGCAGAAGCUGAACCUGGAUCGUUCGUUCCAUGGAGUGUUAUGCCUUAAGCUCGGCUCUAUCAAUACAAUAUUUGGCAAUUAUUUUACUUUUCUAAUAUUCUAGCUAUAUAAAAUGUCGGUUACAUUGAACA